This is a messenger RNA of Dentiscutata erythropus, 537 nucleotides long. NCBI's taxonomy places the organism in Eukaryota, Fungi, Glomeromycota, Glomeromycetes, Diversisporales, Gigasporaceae. The record is from the annotation of a GenBank genome assembly.
AUGCCUCAAAUAACUACACCUUCAAGACAACUAUUUCCAGUUUUAGGUUCGAGAGUUGUAUCUUCAAGACAAUUAUCACCGACUUUAGAAAUACUAUUAACUUCAGAUUCAAAUUUUUCCAACAAUACACUUGGUCAAUUCAAUUCUAAUAUAAUUGCUGCUCUAUCUCCAUUUAAUGAAAUGUUAAUUUAUCAAACUUGUUUGUGGUUAUGUAUGAAUCCUAACAUUCUACAGCUUGCGAACAAUAUGAACUUAUCAAUGCAAACACCAGCUGCAGAUGGCUCGCAAUUUAUGUCUCCUAACUCUACGACGUUAACUAUGGCGCCAAAUCAAGAUGACAAAUUGAAUGCCACAAAUAUGGAUGAAUUACAUGCUCAUAAUUCAAUAUAUCAUUUAUGUAAGUUUGUCCAAAGUGCAUUUGCAGUUAAUUAUGCUUCAAGAGAUACUGAAGGGACAAAAGCAUUGGACAAGUUAAUAAAAAGUAUUGCUGUUCCAUCACGAAAUGGCAAAAAUUUCACCAGUAAUAUCAAACUGUAA